Messenger RNA from Solanum tuberosum (potato), 1051 nucleotides. RefSeq lists its product as uncharacterized. The coding region runs from base 33 to 689 and encodes 218 amino acids. Lineage: Eukaryota; Viridiplantae; Streptophyta; Magnoliopsida; Solanales; Solanaceae. The transcript is spliced from 3 exons. The record is from RefSeq and is a predicted model, not a curated record.
AUGUACAGGAAAAUAUUGACGCAACUGAUGACAUGAAGCGCAUACUGAUGAUGUCAUUUGGAUAUAAAUGGAAAGAAUCAAAGCAUGAAGCAAAAACCAUUGAAUAUGACCCAUAUAACACUGAUAUUGAGCGUUUCGCUCAUUAUCCAGAUAGAGUUGAAGAAGAUCAGUGGUAUUCAUUAAUUCAUUAUUGGAGCUCAAAAGAAGCAAAGAAACAAAUGGAUGAUCUUGCCGAGGUGUAUCAUGAGUUGAAUGUCCCUGGAAGUGAUCCGAAUGAUGUGUACUCCCAAGUAAUUGGAUCAGACACUCAUGGAAUUGUCCGAACUCUAGGAAAAGAAGCAUCUCCUAGCUUAGUAAAUGACUCCGUUUAUACACGAUCUCAGGCUGAAAAAAGAGAUUUUGAUACAAGGGUUGAGAUGGAAGUUCAAAAUGCUACCUCAGCUAUGAAAAUUGAGAUGACAGAGAAGAUGUAUGAAGCAAAAAAAGAGAUGGAAGCGAUGGAUAAAAAGUUGUUAGAAGCGAAAGAGGAAGCAAAAGAGAAUAACGAAGUGAUGGAGAGAAAAUUAUCGGAAGCAAAAAUGGAUAUGGAAGAAAUUAUAGCGGAUAAAGUGAAGGAAGGAAUACAAGCAUAUGUAGAGUCUUUGGGAAUUAAUAUUGAUGCAAAUUUAAAAUCCGAGCAGGUGAAAUAAUUGUGUUGCUCACAGGUUCCUGAUAACCCACUUGAAGAUUGUCAACAACCAUCAUCACUUGUUUUAGGUGUUCACACAGGAAAGGCUAACAUGAUCAAGAAGACUGGAACUACCGUAGUUGGGACAAAUAAAAAGAAGUGGGUAUGUUUGAAAAAACUACAAAAUCUUUCUUUUCUUUCAAAAGGAGGAAAAUUUCAUGUAUAUAAAUAAUUACUGCUUUUGCGUCAAUUCCUUAAUAUGUUUGUUUUUUAGAAAAAAUCAAUUAGUAAUUUUUGAUAUCCCACCAACUCAAUAUGAGGCUACUAUGAUUUUGAUGAAGUAUUCCUAGAGAGUUGGCAAAGAAAGACCAUACCUUAUUGGAA